This is a messenger RNA of Pollicipes pollicipes, 1821 nucleotides long. Its product is annotated as sestrin homolog. Gene Ontology annotation, molecular function: oxidoreductase activity, acting on peroxide as acceptor; L-leucine binding. Gene Ontology annotation, cellular component: nucleus. The transcript has 8 exons. Gene Ontology annotation, biological process: positive regulation of macroautophagy; regulation of response to reactive oxygen species; cellular response to L-leucine. The record is from RefSeq and is a predicted model, not a curated record. Lineage: Eukaryota; Metazoa; Arthropoda; Thecostraca; Pollicipedomorpha; Pollicipedidae. Bases 211 to 1368 code for a protein of 385 amino acids.
GGCGCGGGGGUAGGGCACGGCGCACGGCUCUAGCCAUGGUCGUGGACCCGGAGGUGGCGCCGUGCGCGGGCACGCUGCCCGAGUCGGCGGACUCGGGCGCCGCGAUCGGCGCGUGCGAGGUGAUGGACGAGCCGACCUGCCGUACGACUUCUGUAUGACGUGUCGGUGCUGAGCGACGUCGGCGUCUCGCAGGACCCGGCGCUACGUCACAUGUGCUGCCAUGCCGAGUACCUGGCCGUCUUCACGCGCACGCAGCACUUUAUCAUGCGCGGCGACGGGCCGCUACCGUUCGACGUACGCCACUACAUCGCCAUCAUGGCGGCCGGCCGGCACCAGAGCUCCGUCGUCGUGGACCAGCUCAAGGACGAGUUCCUGACGAACGGCGGCCAGGCUCAGUGGCUGGACGGCAUCCACCUGGCACCGAAGAAACUGCGCGACCUCAACGAGGUCAACAAGAUCCUGGCCCACCGGCCGUGGCUGCUGAACAAGGCGCACAUCGAGCGCCUGGUCAGAGGGCGCGACAACUGGAGUCUGGGCGAGCUGCUGCAGGCGCUCACCAUCCUGGCCCACUAUCACGCCGUCUGCUCGUUCGUCCACGGCUGCCGCGUGUUCAGCGACGCCCCGGAGGCGUCGACAUCACCCGCGUUGGGGACGCCUAACGGCGUGAGGCCACACUCCAAGUGCGUGAGCUCGCCACCGCGCGGCGUGCCUGUCGGCGAGCUGAUGCAGAAGAUGCAGACGCUGAGCCAGCAGCAGAGCUCGGCGGCGGCGCUGACGGCGGCCGAGCGCAGCGUCAGCUACGACCGGCUGGACGCGGACACGGCGAUGCUGCAACCGCGCCUCGUCGGCGGCGACGACACACGCCUUGCCAUCGACGCCGACAAUGUAUGCGAGGACUUCUCGCGGCGUGGCGAGACCAGCGCCGCCGCCACCUUCAGGGUGCAGGACUACAACUGGGAGGACCACGGCUUCUCGCUGGUCAAUCGACUGUACUCGGACGUGGGCGAGCUGCUCGACGAGAAGUUCCGCACGGCCUACAACCUGACGUAUCAGACGAUGGGCUCCUUCCGCGCGGUGGACACCAGCCUGUUCAGAAGAGCUGUCUGGUGCCACAUUCAGUGCCUCUUCGGCAUCAGGCACGACGACUACGACUACACCGUGGUGAACCAGCUGCUGGACCGCAGCCUGAAGGCAUUCAUCAAGACGGUGUGCGUGUGUCCGGAGCGGCUCGAGCCGGCAAAGCUUCGGCGGGUUAUGGACGGCUUCCAGCUCUCAGAGAAGGUUCAUGUGGCAAUCCUGUGUCUGGAGGCGCGCCUGCAGUCGGAGCUGCUUUACGCCCUGAGGGCGGUGAUGUGCUACACCACGUGAUCCAGCGGCCGGCGCGCCCAACCGGGACCGCAAGCUUUAGAGGACGCGGCGGCGGACCCGCCCUCCCGCAGGCCCCGAUGUCCCCCAGCCUCUCCUCGGGGCCUCCUGCGUUCCCUCCCACCGCUUCUCGGCAUCGGGAGACGGUGGCCAGCACGCCGGGCGAGCUGGCACGGACGACCGUACCGGGGCGGCCAAGCGUCGGUCUGGCAGCCAGCGGUGACCCUGCCCCAGCCGGCGCCGCCGCCGGACCAGGCUGGUCGCCGUCCGAGCAGGAGCCCCUCCCUCCCCUCCCCCGCACCGUGCUGCUCGCUGUGAUGCUCCGUUCUAGGCCUGUGAUGCUGUGAGGCCAACUGCGGACGGGGCGUGGCCGGCGCGGCCGGCGGCCCCGGCCCGGGCCGUGCUGACAAUAGUCGGAUAGGAGCCGGGCCGGAGCGGGCGGGACCGGCCGCGAGC